GUGUGACACGGGCUGCUCCCUUCAUACUUCAGGCUGCACUACUAUCUCCUGUUUACCUCAGCACAAAAAAAGCUUUUAAAAGAGCAAGCUCAUGGGUUCAUUGUCUUGUUAAAGACGCAUCUACAAAAUCCCACCGUUUUGAAUAACACAUCCACACUUACCUGUUCCCAUACGAGUGGUGGCUGAAGCAUGUGCAUUUCUCUAAGGUCCGCAGUCAAGAGCAAUGCACAUGCACUUUCUUUCAGUGUUUGACUCCUGAAGUGUUGAAACCUUAUAUGUCCUCUCUAACUUCAUAUCAAUGUGGACAUCAGUAUUCCAGAAAUAAUGCUGCCCCGUCAAAAUUUUCUCAUCAUCCUUAUGAUCUUUGGCAUUGCAUUAAGUGGGGGUCUUCUGGUGCCUAAUCUGUAUGCCAAAAAUGCAAUGUCUCUAACAUCAAUGUGGUCAUGAGAAUUCCAGGAAUAAUGCUUCCUCGUCAUCAUUUUUUCAUCACUAUUGUGAUCUUUGGGAUGGUAUUAAGUGGGUUCAUUUACUGGAACAAUGUCUCGUGCAGCUGCAAACAGCAGAUAACAAAAGAGGUCAUCAUGAAGCAAAAAUGGAAGCAAAAGACCUUUGGAUUGCGUUCAUCUCCAGGGUUGUUGUACAGCCAGCCAAAUGUGUUGGUAGGUCGGACAGAUAUUGCUUCUGUGUCACCAUGGGCAGCUCCAAUCAUUUGGGAGGGAACCUUUGACCCCACGCUGAUCGACUCUAUCUACAAACAACACAACCUCACCAUAGCAACCACUGUCUUUGCUUUGGGAAAAUACACGCGUUUUAUCAAAGAUUUUCUGGAGUCAGCAGAGCAGCAUUACUUUGUUGGAUUUCGAGUGCAUUUCUACUUGUUUACAGACCAACCAGAAUCAGUUCCUGAAGUGAAGAUGGGUGAAAACCGUACUUUGAAGAUUCAAAAGGUUCAGACUUUGAACCGAUGGCAGGACAUCAGUAUGAGCAGGAUGGAGAAACUGGAAAAACUAAUAGAGGAGGAACUAGCCAAUGAGGCUGACUACAUUUUCUGCCUUGACAUAGAUGCAAAGUUCUACGGCCGGUGGGGUGCAGAAACUUUGGGUCGUCUUGUAGGUGUGAUACAUCCUUGGCUUUAUAAUGUUCCAAGGAAUCAGUUCACAUAUGAGCGUAGACCAGAGUCUAAAGCAUUUAUUGCAGCUGACGAAGGUGAUUAUUAUUAUGCCGGUGCUGCGUUUGGUGGCACAUUGGAGGAAGUACAUCAUCUCACCAAAACCUGCAGGGAGCAGCUGAGCAUCGAUGCUGCAAACUCUAUUGAGGCGGCAUGGCAAGAGGAGUCUCACUUGAACAAGUAUUUCCUUUUGAACAAACCCAGUAAACUGCUGUCUCCUGAAUAUAUGUGGAGGGACAUCAAUGUAAAAGUAGACCCCAUAAAAAUAGUUCGCUUCACUAAUGUACCUAAAAACUAUGCUGAAGUUCGUCCAAACGUAUAGCAACUGUCACCAGUGUUCAUAUACACUUACAUGGUGUGUUCUCACAGACCUCUCAUUGAACAUAAUUACAUUUACAAUAACAGUUUUACAUAAAUAUAUCAUGAUACCCUUGGAUGAAACUGUAAACACAUUUUAAAUACUCAUUUUAACAUAAACUAACACAUAAAAUAUGUUGGACGUUGGACGAUGACAUCAAUGUCAAUGAUGAGUCAAUAAAUCAAAUGUUUACUAUUGUGCUCUUGCAUUAAUAAUACCCAUUUUUACCCAUUUAACACAUUGUCAAUCUGUGUGUAUAAAUCAUCGCACAUAACUUUUUAACAAUAUAUAUUGUAGAACUAACCUUUCUUUAUUCUUUCGGGUAAAGAAUUGACUUGGUAUUUCAUUUAAGUUUCAAAUAUUUAAUGAAUGUUCUUGGAACAACAGUUUUUUUUUUUACAUCUCCAACCAGAAUACAUGGAACAAACUCAAGCACUUCUAACCUUAAUCUUUAAUUCCAGAUGUUUAAAUUAUAGCUCUUACUGUAAAUCCCCAGUCUCUAAUUAUAUAGGCAGACAAAGCAUAUCAAUCAUCACUUAAAACAUUCUGGAGCCAUAAAAAUCUUUGGACCUACAAUACUCAUGGUUUGUGUCGGCUUAAAAGAAAAAUCAAAAAGAAGAUGAUGUGUGUAACGAAACUCAUUAGACAUGGUCGUAAUUACAGUCAGGGUCAAAUCAUCAGCAAACAGGUAUAACAAAGGGCAAAAAAUUAAGGGCAAUUAAAAAAAUCCACUGAUCAGCAAACAAUAUCCAAAAGGGCAAGGCAAGAUCACUAAUCCGAUGACACUAGCAAAAAUACAGGCAGGAGCAAACAGAGUCAGAAUGACAAGACAAAAAGGUUAUUCUGAAAUACACUAAGAAUCAGAACACAGGAAAACAGUAAAGGCAAAACUAGAUUGCGAAAACUCAGUUGACCUGCUCAUGAAUGAAAGUUCUUAAUCCAGAUUGGAUGGCAAUCUGUUUUUCUUCCAAAAAAACACAUUACAAUACUACAGGAGGCCUUUAAUCAACCCCAAAAGCUAAGUGAGGCACAUUUUAUUAUGGAUGAAUGUGCUUUAUUUGACUAC
Puntigrus tetrazona (Sumatra barb) is the source of this 2592-nucleotide messenger RNA. Its product is annotated as globoside alpha-1,3-N-acetylgalactosaminyltransferase 1-like. Gene Ontology annotation, cellular component: Golgi apparatus; vesicle; membrane. The transcript has 12 exons. Bases 444 to 1490 code for a protein of 348 amino acids. The record is from RefSeq and is a predicted model, not a curated record. Gene Ontology annotation, biological process: carbohydrate metabolic process. NCBI's taxonomy places the organism in Eukaryota, Metazoa, Chordata, Actinopteri, Cypriniformes, Cyprinidae. Gene Ontology annotation, molecular function: hexosyltransferase activity.